Messenger RNA from Loxodonta africana (African savanna elephant), 946 nucleotides. It is a transcript of the gene SPAAR, whose product is annotated as small regulatory polypeptide of amino acid response. Lineage: Eukaryota; Metazoa; Chordata; Mammalia; Proboscidea; Elephantidae. Bases 1 to 228 code for a protein of 75 amino acids. The record is from RefSeq and is a predicted model, not a curated record. The transcript has a single exon.
AUGGAAACUGCGGUGAUUGGGGUGGUGGCGGUGCUGUUUGUGGUCACUGUGGCCAUCACCUGCAUCCUCUGCUGCUUCAGCUAUGACCCAAAGACCCAGGAUCCUCAGGGAGGCCCUGGCCCCAGCUUCACGGUGGCUACAUUUCACCAGGAGGCAUCUCUCUUCACAGGGCCGGGCCGCCAUACCCAGCCGGCAGCUGGUGCCCGGGAAUUCUGGACCUUCAUGUGAGGCCUAACCAUCCCCCAGGAUUCACCCUGCUGGUGGUCCAGACUCACCCACCCCUCAGGAAGCCUUCCCUGGUGUCCCACUCCUCAAGUCCUGCAUCCCUCUUCUUCCCCUCCUGUAUCCUGGGAACUCCUUGUUGCAUCCCAGCUUGCUGCCCUCUAGCCCAAGAGGUGGGACCAGGUGGGAGUCAGCCAGUGGCAUCACUGGGGGGCUGCAGGGGGUGGGUGACAGCAAAAGGACUGUCUAUAAAAUUUUUGUGCAAUGUUUCAGCAGAAAUUUAUUAUUUUUCAUAAAAAAAUCCCCGUAGUUAGCUAUAAAACAAAAAUAUUUUUCAUAAGUCCAGCUUACAUGUGUCAAUAUACUUACAAGGUUAAAACUCUAUGCUAAGUUUUUGAACCUUCUAAUGCGAUCUGGUCAGAGCAGUCAUUACUACCCAAUUACAGUCUGAACAGGCUAAAACCAUGUGCUGUUGUCUUCCUGCUCCAGUGUCUUUUGUAGUUGCUGAUUUGGUCAAAUUUUCUGGUGUUUUACCUAUAAUAUUGUGAUAAUUAGUAUUUGCAAACCUACACCAAAACCUUCUUUGAGACUUAAGUAGUAAGGAGCAGUAAGAAGAAAAAUAAAAAAAGUAAGAAUUAAGUAGUAAGGAGAAAAAUUAAAAAAAGGCUUCCACUCAGUUACUAAUAAUGUUGUAAUUCAAUGUAGAAAGAUUUUACAAUUUUGU